This is a messenger RNA of Panicum hallii, 1422 nucleotides long. Its product is annotated as translation initiation factor IF-2-like. Lineage: Eukaryota; Viridiplantae; Streptophyta; Magnoliopsida; Poales; Poaceae. The record is from RefSeq and is a predicted model, not a curated record. The transcript has 4 exons. The coding region runs from base 1 to 1422 and encodes 473 amino acids.
AUGUCGGCCCUGCCGGUCCGGGAGGCCGGCGGCUCUGACUCUGAAAUGGAGGGGCGACAAGGGUUCCGCGUCGGCGCGCCGCGGCCGGAGAUGCCACCGUGGGGAGCCCCGCCGGCGGCCCACCUGGUGGAGGUCCCCGGAGCAGCAGCAGCAGAUGCUCCAACUGGGGGACCCGGCCCCCAGCCAGUGCCGGAGUCCUCGGCGUCAGCCCCAACAGGCCCUCUGCCGGGGUCAGCACCAGGAGUCUCCAGUCCCAGGGGUCCGGAGGCUGAGGCCACCACACCGCCACAACCCAAAGCCGCCCCCCAAGAGGAGGGGGCCGCCAGUCCCACUGCGGCGACCGCGACAACGGCAGCAGUACCAAGCGCCGAGGCUGGGCCCCCUCCAGCUGAGCCAGCAACAGAGGGGGCCGCCGCCACAGCGGAGGCAGCAGUGCCGGAGGCUGCGGAGCCGGAGGUAGCGGCACCGGAGGCUGCUGAGGCCGCCAGCACCGCCAGCACCGCCGCACCACCGACGGAGGAGGAGGAACUGGAGUGGGAGAAGCUGGAGGCGGAGGACCUCCGGCUCUCUGACUGGGAGCACCACCUAGGGGACCGCAUCAAGCCCGCCACCGCCCGCCACGCCGACGAGCGCGCCAAGCUCCUGUUGGAGCGCGAGCUCCUGCAAGAACAACUGCAAGAGGCUCGCGAUCGGGAGGCGGCAGCGCGCCAAUGGGAAGUGGAAGCCCUUAAGCGGCACAUCGCGGCGGAGGAGAGGAUGCAGGCGGCAACGGAUAGGGAGCGGACCGCCCUGGAGCUGGCCGACCAGGUCAGGAAGGCGUUGGCAGCGGUCGAGGCGCAUGAGGCCUCUGUCGCCGCGCUGGUGGCAGCCGCGGCGAAGAAAGAAGAGAGGCUGGCCGCCCGCGAAGCGGAGGAGAUGGCCCGGCUCCAAGAGCUCCAGAAGCGGGAAGAGGAGCGGGAGGCGGCCCUCCGGGCGAGGGAGGCCAAAGUGGAGGAGAUCCUGGCGGAGCGAAGCGCCAGCGUCGGCCGAAUCGCAAGAUGGGUGGGCGUUGUGAACCCUCUGCUGGAAGCGCUCGGUGCCAACCCCAUCCGGGUGUCAGAGGCUCCUUCGCCACUUGGCACCGCCCUCCAGGUUCUGGACUCCACCGCCGCGCGGCUGCGGGACGUGGAGGCCGGCAUACAGGACCUCCUGGAGACAGAAGGGCGAGAAGUUGCCCGGGGAACAGCAGAGUACAUCCUCACCAGCUUCCGGAGCCACGACCCCGCUAUCCAACUGACUCCAGUCUUGGUCGGACCCCUCCGGACAACAGCGGCCGCCGCGCGAGAAGGGGUCCUGGAGAUAGUGGACAUGGUCGCGGCCCGCCUCCGGCGUCGUCCCGAACCUGCAGAAAGUGGGAGUACCUCCGGAGCACCAGAGCAGUAG